GUGAGAACGACCCCGUCAAAUUCCAUCUCAUAUCCAUUCCAUACCGAAAUCCACGCCCUUCCUAUUAUUAGUAUACUAUAGUGUAGUAUAGUAUGUCCAAACCAAUCCUCUACUACUACAACACUCCCCCCUCUCCUUAAUUCUCCUUCUUCUCUUCCCUUGUUCAUUUCUCAACCAGUUUCCCAAGAUCCGAUUCAAUAAUGGAUCCUAACCCGUCCAACUUCCCCAUCCUCUCCUACGUCAUGGACCGCCUUUCCACCGUAGGAUCCAAGUCCGCCGUCGACGACAUCUCCGACCUUGAGUCCAUUCAAAUCGACGAUGGCCAGCCCCAGUUGAUCAAACCCCACCAACCAUCCUCAGGCCUCCUCCACCAGAUGCCCCACCUCUCCGACCCCAAAGUCUUCGCCGCCAUGACCCGCGCCGUCUCCGACGUCGCCCAGACCCGCUCCGUCCUCAACGCCCUCGGCGACCGUCCCGACCACGAGGCCGUCGACGCCGCCAAGGCCAAGCUCGCCCACAUCGAGUCCACUCUCUCCAAGAAGCUCGAGGACCUCGUCCUCUCCCCCCGCCCCUCCGACGUCGACCGCUUCCAGUGGCGGGCCCACCUCGCCGAGCGCGAGCAGGAGUGCCGCGACGCCGCCGAGAAAGACAAGCGGGACUGCAAGGCCAUUCUCCAGCUCGAGGAGCUCCACGCCUCCUACGAGAAGCUUCUCAAGGACGCCGAGGACAGGCUCAACAAGAUUUAUCGCUCCGCCGAGGACGGAGUCGUCGAGGAGCCGCCGCCGGUCACCGACCAAGUCCAUGAGGAGGUCGUCGGCAUUCUGCAGCAGGCUUCCGGCACUGCGCUCGACCGGAUCAACCUCUCCGGCCGCCGCCUCCGGUGCUUGCCGGAGGCAUUUGGCAGGAUCACCGGAUUGCUACACCUUGAUCUUUCCAACAAUGAGCUCCAGCUUAUUCCUGAUACAAUAUCUGGAUUGGAGAAGCUACAAGAGCUUAACUUGUCUUCCAAUCUGUUGGAGUCACUGCCUGACACCAUUGGCCUGCUGCAAAAUUUGAAGGUUCUGAAUGUCUCCGGCAACAAGCUGGCUGCUCUUCCUGACUCUAUCUGUCAUUGCAGGUCAUUGGUGGAGUUGGAUGUGAGUUUCAACAACCUCACAUACUUGCCAACCAACAUUGGUUAUGAGUUGGUCAAUCUUCAGAAGCUUUCCAUGCAAUUAAACAAAAUCCGUUCCCUUCCCACCUCUGUUUGUGAGCUGAGGUCUCUGCGCUCCUUGGAUGCUCACUUCAAUGAGCUUCGGGGCCUUCCACUGGCUUUUGGCCGAUUGGCCAAUCUCCAAAGUCUGAACCUUGCCAGCAACUUUACUGACCUUACUGAGCUGCCCGAUACUUUUGGUGAUCUAACCAACCUCAAGGAACUUGAUCUCAGCAACAAUCAGAUUCAUGCUCUGCCAGAUACAUUUGGCCGCCUUGACAAUUUGACCAAACUUAACUUGGACGGAAACCCUCUUGUGCUUCCACCCCCUGACAUAGUUCAACAAGGUGUUGACGCUGUCAAGCUCUUUAUGGCCAAGAGGUGGUUGGAGAUACUGGUGGAAGAAGAAAGGAAGAGCAUGCUUCAAGUACAAGAAGAAGCAGAAACUGGAUGGUUGACACGCAGCACUUCCUGGUUGACACGCAGCCUUUCAGGUGUUUCUGGAUAUCUGUCUCCAAGAUCUCCAAGAGACCCGAUUCUUGAUCAGCAGCUAUGAUUUCAUGGAAUGGCUUUCUGCUGCACAUAAUUGUGCCAAACAUUCUUUUUUUUCCUUGCUUCUUUUUGUUUACUUGUUUUGUUUCCUUUCCAGCUUGAAAGAGGUUAAAACCUUGACAAAUUUUGCUCCUUCUGUCGAAUAGUUGGGAAUUUGAAUGUUCACUUUACUCUCUGUAAAAAGCUUGUUCAUUAAAUUUUGAUAGUUUGUUAUACACAUUUGUUGAAUCUGAGGCAUCUAAUUGUUGCUUAGUUUUGAUGCA
Rosa rugosa (rugosa rose) is the source of this 2007-nucleotide messenger RNA. Its product is annotated as plant intracellular Ras-group-related LRR protein 9-like. The transcript has 3 exons. Gene Ontology annotation, molecular function: protein binding. Bases 201 to 1748 code for a protein of 515 amino acids. NCBI's taxonomy places the organism in Eukaryota, Viridiplantae, Streptophyta, Magnoliopsida, Rosales, Rosaceae. The record is from RefSeq and is a predicted model, not a curated record.